This is a messenger RNA of Drosophila sechellia, 748 nucleotides long. RefSeq lists its product as uncharacterized. Lineage: Eukaryota; Metazoa; Arthropoda; Insecta; Diptera; Drosophilidae. The record is from RefSeq and is a predicted model, not a curated record. The transcript has a single exon. Bases 311 to 748 code for a protein of 145 amino acids.
UUUUGAAAAACUAACACCCGAUGAGUUUCGAAUGUUCAUGUUUCCCCCUAAUUAAACGUGCAGAUGUCACAAUUAUUAGCUCAUUUAUAUUCCGCACACUUGGCAAAUUGUUGAUAAUGGUUUGUUUGUUUAGUUCUAAAAUGAAGUUCAGUUUCGUUGGAUGUCUGUGGACCAUUCUGUGGAUCGGUGCAGUGGUUUUAGGUGCGGAUCAUGAGGUAGUAUCGUUGUGAAGUAGCCAAAAGCACACUGAUUUUCUUCGCAUGUACCACAGCAACCGCCUGUUUUCAAAAGAGGAGGCUCCAAGUUUAUCAUGGAAUCCCUGGUGACCAGUUGUGAUCACAAUUUUGUGGAGUAUUUUCGUAAGGCUCCCGACACGGUGGAUAUUUACACCUUUCGUGUAGUAAAACCGGCCAAAGCCUUUACCAUCGAUUUCGCUGUGAGGGUCGUGAAGACAAAGAGAGUUAUGUAUAAGAUAGAUAACUUUGAUGGCUGCCAGUUUUUGAUGAAUCCCCUGAUGAAUCGCGUUUUCGGAACUGUAUACAAACGGCUGGUCGUGAAUGGUAGUUUCUUCAGUUGCCCCAUCAAGCCGGGGGUAUAUUACAUAAGGAACGAGGGUUCCGUGGCCAUGUUGCCGGUGUUCCAGCCGCCUGGAAGAUACCAAAUCACCAUGCGCGUCAGGAUGCAUGAAAGUAGGCACCCCUUUGUGAUGGAAAUGCUGUGGGUAUACAGUGUAGCCCGAAUUAAAUAA